UCUCUCUCUCUUCUCUCUCUCUGUGGAGAGACAAUCCAUCAUGUGUGUUCUUUCUUUGUAUCUAUCAAGAUUCAAAACAAGCUCAGCUACGAAGAUCUAUGUGUGAAUUUAGUGGAAAAGAGUUGAAGAACUUGACACAAAUCAGUCAACUUUGAUCACACCUGUUUCUGGGUUAUCUUGAUCAUCUUUAAUUUGAACUAGAUUUAUUGAAGCUAGCUACUACCAUCAUCAUCAUCAUCAUCAUCAUCAUCUCCAUCAUCUCCAUCUGUUCAUCUAUAUUUAGAUACUUGUAUUUGCCAUUUUAGAUUGAACAUCAGCUUUCACAAGACUCAAAGAUGAUGUCUGGAGGUGAUGGGUUUAAUUCAUCUUCUCCUUCUUCUCUUACUGCUUCUCUCAUCCAAGACCCCAUCUCAAACCCUAACCCUAAUUCUUCAAGUUCAGCUAAACGUAAGCGGAAUCUACCUGGCACACCAGACCCAGAUGCAGAAGUGAUAGCGUUAUCUCCUAGAUCUUUGAUGGCGACGAAUCGAUUUGUAUGUGAGAUAUGUAACAAGGGUUUUCAGAGAGACCAGAAUUUACAGCUUCAUAGAAGAGGACACAACUUGCCAUGGAAGCUUAAGCAAAGAAACAAACUUGAAGUUGUGAAGAAGAAGGUUUAUAUAUGUCCAGAGAAGAGCUGUGUUCAUCAUGACCCAUCUCGAGCUCUCGGAGAUCUCACCGGAGUUAAGAAGCAUUUCAGCCGGAAACAUGGUGAGAAGAAAUGGAAAUGCGAAAAGUGUUCAAAGAAGUACGCAGUUCAGUCGGAUUGGAAAGCUCAUAGCAAAAUCUGUGGUACUAGAGAAUAUAAGUGUGAUUGUGGAACACUUUUUUCAAGGAAAGACAGCUUCAUAACACAUAGAGCAUUUUGUGAUGCUUUAACUGAAGAAAAUUCAAGAAUGGCUUCUUUCCCGAUGAUGUCAAGUACCGCACAUCUCAACUUUAGAAACGACUUGAUGAUGAUCAACGGUGGGGGUGGUGGUGGGCAGUUGCGAUUUCCAGGGAUGUUUGGUGGUGGGAUGUUAGAAAGUACAAAUCUUGAUGCAAAUGGAGCAAAACCCAGAUUACCAAUCUGGUUAGACCAACAUGGCAAUGAAUCCCAUUUGGAAAACCCUAGUAAUUCUUCAUUUUUGGGGUCGUCUAGCUCGAACAACAACAACAAUGGCGGAAUACUGCCAUCUGAAAUGGUGCAGUGGUUGAACGGAGGUCAAGAAACGGUGGCAACAUAUUCUGGGUUGCAUUUAAAAGAAGAAGAUAACAAAGGGGAAAUGCAGUUCAACUCUUUGUAUAACAACUACACCACCUCCAACACUACUCCACCACCACCACCACCACCACCACCUCCGGCUCAUAUGUCCGCCACCGCCCUAUUACAGAAGGCUGCUCAAAUGGGGUCCACAAGAAGUACCAAUGGUGGUGCUACUGAUCAAGGAUUUGGGCUCAUGACUACAAGUCUCUCCAACUUCAGUUCCUCAAAUCAUCAUGACAUUAAUGGCGAUGGAUUAAUGAUGAUGAUGACUGGUUCGAAGCAAAGCAAAGGAAACGAAUCGAUAUCCCACGAUGGGAACUUGACGAGAGACUUUCUUGGUGUAGGAGGGAAUGAAAGAAGACCGUUUGAUUUGCAACAAGAACUCUUCAAUUUCAGUUCUUCAAUGGAGAAUUGAUGAAGGAUAUAAAAAUGGCAGAUUACGUGGAUAAAAUAGAGAUGAUAAUGAUGAUGUUUGUGCACAGUAAAAAGGGGAGCUGACAAUGGAAGAAAAGAGACAAAAGGAGUCACAAGAAGGGAAUAAUAUUGAAGGUACAAGAAGGUGGAGUAUGUUGGCACAUGCAUGUUAUUGCACCAGAAACAAAGUUUUUCAAGGAACUUGUCUUUCUGCUCUCUUUUUUGCCUGGCUGGAUGUCUUCUUGGUGUACAACUUUUGGUGCAUUGUGUACUGUUUAGUCUGUGAGGACUUACUCUCCCUCUCUUCAAAUCUACAGAGAUAGAGAGAGAUGGAUUGGUGAUAAUAAUCUA
Molecule: messenger RNA, 2050 nt
Organism: Cynara cardunculus var. scolymus (artichoke)
Lineage: Eukaryota; Viridiplantae; Streptophyta; Magnoliopsida; Asterales; Asteraceae
Product: protein indeterminate-domain 9-like
Exons: 3
Coding region: 336-1700 (454 amino acids)
Cellular component (GO): nucleus
Molecular function (GO): DNA-binding transcription factor activity
Source: RefSeq, a predicted model, not a curated record